UGAGCGUGUGAAUAUGAAUUCCUGUCCAUUUAAUGUCUGGUAACAGCUUCCGUCUGUGAUGACGUCUCUCCCGAUGGCGUGUGGUGGUAAUAGGCCACGCUGUUACGCCGGAUGGGUUCCCCGCUGUAAGAAGAGAGUAUUGACUGCAUAGGAGAGGAAAGGGUUAAACAUCUGGGGAGGGGUGGACCUAGCUGUAAGGAAAGUUCAGCCUUUAAGGGGGAGGGCUUGAUAUAUAUAAGGAAGGUGAAGCCAUUUUAAGUCUCUUGGUGACUCGGUUUCGGUUUGGUGAGUGCUGCAGUGUCAGCAAAAAAAAAAAAAAAAAAAAACUUUGUUUCCCUUGUCUCUUGCUUGUUUAUUCAUCUGUGGCUGCUCUCCCCCCCCCCUAUCUAUACCUAUAACCUGGUCUGCCUGCUGACAUGGCUGCUAGGCCCCGGCGAGUGUUGAGGGCCCCGGCUCGUUUCAGCUCGGAUGUCCGAGCGGGCCCUGAGGAGGCUGUGGGUGGCCUGAGGGACGGGGCUCCGUCCUCUAGGGCCUCUACACCUACGGCCGUAGGCAGCGGGGGCCGGGCGGGAUCGCCGCCGGGGGCCAGGAGCAUUUCGGCAGGACGAGGGCGGCGUGGGGGACCGGUCGUCCCUUCAAACCACCCAAGGACCAGCGGGCGGCGGCCGUCCCCUCCGGGAGCCGCCGUACCCGGGAGCAGAUCGGGCGCCCGCGGGCGCGCGCAUGCGUGCUACGGUGAGCGCCCGGCAGCGGCAGGAAACACCUCUCCUUCCUCGCCGCGGCCGAGGGUUAGUGCCGGGCGAGGGGAGAGGGCGGGUGCGAGAGCAGGCGGUCGCCGCGCGGGGCCUCUGCAGGAGGCCCGCGCGGCGGCCGAGGAGGAAGAACAUGGCGGGAGGCCGUGUGCGGGAGGACGUGGGACGCGCGCCCGAGGCGCGCGCGCGCCCACGCUCGUUCCGCAAGCUGCAGGCCGCGCACGUGCGCGCGCAGCAGGGCUCCCUGCAGACAUAUCAACCUCUCCUUCUCCCCGUAUGCCGGCAAACGGCAGGGGGAGGGAGCACAUGAGGGGGGUGCAGCGUAUGCCUCAAGUAGGCAACGCUGGGCGCAUGGUGGCGACAAGGGGCAGUAGGGGCGCAACACCAGCGGCAAGGGAUGGCCGGGGCCAGCGGGCAGGUGCGCCCGCCGCGGGCCCGGUGGCACGCGGGAGAGCACGCACGGGGGGGCAGCAGUUCCCCGUGGAUACCGCGGAUCACAGCAGGCCCCGCGGCAGGAAGGAAGACAGGGAGUGGGUCAGCGGCCGCAGGGCCGCGGCACGGACCGCUGAGCCCGCAGUGGGUCCUCCGCGGGGUCAGGGGAUUUUUCUGUUUCCCCAGACAGGGAGGAAGCAGGCUCUGAAAUGGAGAGUGGCGGAGCCGUCAGAGGUGCCCUUGAUUUCGGUUUAGAGCACGACGAGCAGGAUCCCCGGGGCGCAUCAAGCAGUCAGCGGGCGCGGGCUCGCGCCCAACCAAGGACCGGCCACCCAUCGGGCGGCGGUUCCGCGCGUCGCCCCGCGCGGGAUGGGGAUCAGUUUGCGGGACGCAAGGGGUCUGGCGACCGUAGAGCAUCAGCGGCACGGCGAAUAGCACGGGCCUGCCGAGAGCUGGGGGCCGCCGCGGCGGAGCUGGAACUAGGACCAGGAAGGGAGCGGGGGCGCACAGUCACCGCGCAUUCCGCACGGGGUGCCCGGCGUGCGCCACAAGCGUGGGCCGGGCCCUCUUCUUCUUUUUUGUCUUCCACAGAGGGCCGAAGUGAAAGAGAUGAGGCGGACUCCGUGGCGGAUGAGGAUUGGCUGGAGGAUUACGAAGGAUCCGGGUCGGAGAGGUCGAUAGCAUCCGGUGAUCGGGCCGGAUUGGAAGGUCUAGCGUUGCGGUCGGUAGCGCCGGCCACGCUCAAGGUGUACGGACAAGCGUGGAGCGAGUGGGAGGCGUUUGUUCAGAGUCGUCAACAUCAAGGUAAGAGCAAGCAUCGGCUGAUGCUCUCUUUUAUGUGGCAGCUCUACGUUUCUGGUAGGUCGCGAGCGGUGGUGGCCCGGUACUUGGCUGGCGUCUCAUUCUUUUGCAAGCUGCGAGGCAUCUCGGAUGUAACGAAAAGCGAGGUUUUGCGGAAGGCUAUGAAAGGGUGGGCGCGAGUUGCGCCGACGCCGCCGGAUAGGAGGCGGCCCAUCGAUGCGGCUUUGUUGCCGGCCGUCAUCGAGGCGGUGGGGCGAGUAGCGUCGUCCAGGUUUGAGGCGCUUUUGUUCCGUUUAGCCUUCUCUAUGGCUUACCACGGGGCUUUUCGAGUUUCUGAGUUGGUAGCGCCUUCCAAGAGGUCGGAAUCGCGCAUGCUGGUCGGGGACGUGGUAGUGGGUGAGAGGUCCUUGCUGUGCAGAUUACGGCGAUCCAAGACGGAUCAAGUGGGGAGAGGGCGCUGGGUUACGAUGGUUCCAGCGCUAGAAGUAAGUGUUUGCCCAGUGGGUUUGGCAAGGCAAUAUCUGGGAGUACGACCCGCUAAGGAGGGGUCAUGGCUAUUGCACUAUGACGGGCUGCCAGUCACAAAAUACCAGUUCCGGUGGAUGCUGGGUCGCUGUCUGACGGGCUUGGGCCUCUCGCCUGCUGCUUUCGGUACCCAUUCCUUUCGGAUAGGCGCGGCGACGUCGGCAGCUGCGGCGGGUUUCUCCAGAACUGAGAUCCAGGCGGUGGGGCGAUGGAAGUCGUCCAGUUAUAAGCGAUAUAUUCGCCCUGUCACUUGAGAGGGCGCCCGGCGCUGGGGGCAUUGUUAAUUGCAAUUCGUUAUGCUGUUUCAGUUCUGUGUUUUCAUGAAGUUGUGCGUUUGUUAUGUUUGUUCCCCCGUUUUGUUAUCCUACUCAGGGAUUAGCUACUCGCCGUUGCUGGCAUGAGUCGGCAGCGGGGGUCUGGAGUUAUUUGCGAUUUUUUGCCUGACUUGACGGACUGAAUUCUAAUCUAUAAUUCGGCUAAUUUGGUCUAAUCAGAGUCCCUCAGCAGGUCUUUACGUUCACCUCCAGCUGAGUUAUUACAUGUGUUUCCCAUUUUAUACCCCCCCUCCCCUCCCCCCCCCCUUUUUUAUUUCGUUUGUUUUAUUUGAUCUUUCCCCUUUGUGUCUUUAAUUGCGCUUUAAAUUGGCAACGGAACAUGGUGCAGUCGGCUAGGCCGUGACUGCUGCAAUGGCGAGAUCUAAAGUUUUUCUUUUUUGGCAGAUCCUUCAGUAUAAACAUUAAAUAAGCCUCUUAGUAAUCAAUUCUACCCCUCUUUUUCCCUUCAGGAUGGUUCGAAGACUGUUUGCCCAUUUGGGUGGUUGGCCACUCUUACAUUUACUGGGCGGCCAGGUUUGUGGCCUCGGAAGGGUCUCAGGCAUUGUUUGGAACUCAGGGUGUCAGAUGGCUCGGCUGGCGAGGAAUGAUGUGGGGUGAGCUGAGGAGUAGGUUAGUGAGUCAGGCCAGAGAGCAUGGAGUCCCUAGGGUUUUGGUUGUCCAUCUAGGUGGCAACGACUUGGGGAAGAGGACAUCCUUGGAGCUGCGGUGGGCCAUGAUACAGGAUCUGGCAAGUGUGACCGCGCAAUGGACCAAUUGUUUGUUGGUUUUUUCCAUGAUGGUGCCGAGAUUGUGUUGGAGGGGUGUGGCGGAUGGUCGCCGGAUUGAUGAGGCCCGGAAAAAGGUGAACGGAGCUGUGGCAAAGUGGGUGCUGUCCCACGGUGGGAGGGUGGUUCGCCACCCGAGGAUACGGUUCAGAGACAGCCACCUUUUCCGGCGCGAUGGAGUACAUCUAUCCAAUGAGGGGAUGAUGUUGUUUCUGGAGGAUCUAGGUUUCGCUUUGCAGGAGUUAGGGUAGGUUUAUGGUGGCGGUGCGAAAGAUUUUGGGGAUGAGUCUUUCGCUGUUGGCGGAAAAGAACGGCAGUUUCGUAUGGUAGAGAAAACUGUAGUGUUUUACAGUUUGUUGUGGUUUAGGUGCACUCACCUCCAUCGACUUAUGGCCGCUUGACCACCCAUCCGGGAAGGCAGCGGCAGGGCACCCAGGAGCGGUGGGUAGUCACUGUGGGGGUUGAGUUGUCACCUAUUACCGGUUUAUGGUAAGCUUUUAGUUAAUUUAUAGGAUUCAGUUAUUUAAGUUAAUUUAGAUUAAGGAGCCGUUCUUUUGGGCCGCCACCAUAUGCCAGCUGGAGCGGCAUAUUAAAUUAAUCUCUUUUAUUACAGGUUUCCCAAUGGUUAGGGACAAAUAAAUAGCUAGCAAUUUUCUGCCAAAUUCAAGUCUCAGUGUCGUUAUUUCUGGUUAUGGUUAUGAAUGCUUUACUUUCAAAGAAAGGGGUCCACCAAUUA
Molecule: messenger RNA, 4345 nt
Organism: Pseudophryne corroboree (corroboree frog)
Lineage: Eukaryota; Metazoa; Chordata; Amphibia; Anura; Myobatrachidae
Exons: 2
Coding region: 1394-2764 (456 amino acids)
Biological process (GO): DNA integration; DNA recombination
Molecular function (GO): DNA binding
Source: RefSeq, a predicted model, not a curated record